Molecule: messenger RNA, 212 nt
Organism: Drosophila ananassae
Lineage: Eukaryota; Metazoa; Arthropoda; Insecta; Diptera; Drosophilidae
Product: bomanin-065-like
Exons: 2
Coding region: 13-138 (41 amino acids)
Biological process (GO): defense response
Source: RefSeq, a predicted model, not a curated record
CGAACUAUUAAUAUGAAGUGGCUGUCAGUUAUUUGCAUUUUGGGAUCCCUUUUGGCUUUUGCCAGUGCUUCUCCAUUAGCCCCUGGAAAUGUUAUAAUAAAAGGAGACUGCAACAAUUGUAAUGUACAUGGAGGAUAAAAUUUAAUAUUUCUCGUCCAUCUAUCUUUUUAUUAAAAAUGUUGAUAAAACUAUAAUCAUAUUGAUAUAAUUCA